GGAGAAUCCACGCGACCACGGAGAGAGAGGGACACGCAAACUCCAAAUAUACAGCCAUAAUACAGCUGACGCUUCCUCUGCAGAAUUGGUUUGAUGGAACAAAGGCACUCAGCGCAGCUCGGUACAAAAAGGCAACAACGCGACCAGCGUGCAUACAGCAUGGAUCGUGUUGGACAUUUAACACAGCACCAGAGAACUCACACAGGAGAGAAACCCUUCAAGUGCACUGUGUGUGACAAGGCAUUUUCAUAUCCAUCAGUUCUAAGGAACCACCAGAGAACACACACGGAAGAAAAACCCUUCAAGUGCAGUGUGUGUGGGAAGGCAUUUUCACAUUCAUCUGCUCUUAAAAAACACCGGAGAACACACACAGGAGAAAAACCCUUCAAGUGCAGUCUGUGCGCGAAGGCGUUUUCACAGUCAUCUGCGCUUGUAUUACAUCAGAGAACACACACGGGAGAGAAACCCUUCAGUUGCACUCUGUGUGGGAAGGCGUUUGCACGUUCACAAAAUCUUAAAAUACACCAGAGAACACACAGGAGAGAAACCCUUCAAGUGCACAGUGUGUGACAAGGCAUUUUUACAUUCAUCAGUUCUUAGGAACCACCAGAGAACACACACGGGAGAGAAACUCUUCAGGUGCAGUCUGUGCGGGAAGGCGUUUUCACAGUCAUCUGGUCUUGUAUCGCACCAGAGAACACACGGGAGAUAAACCCUUCAAGUGCAGUGUGUGUGGGAAGGCAUUUUCAGAUAAAUCUCCUCUUAAA
Molecule: messenger RNA, 767 nt
Organism: Lethenteron reissneri (Far Eastern brook lamprey)
Lineage: Eukaryota; Metazoa; Chordata; Hyperoartia; Petromyzontiformes; Petromyzontidae
Product: zinc finger protein 664-like
Biological process (GO): regulation of DNA-templated transcription
Molecular function (GO): RNA polymerase II cis-regulatory region sequence-specific DNA binding; DNA-binding transcription factor activity, RNA polymerase II-specific
Source: RefSeq, a predicted model, not a curated record